AGUAUAAUGCUUACGUCUCUCGUAGAAGGCCCAAUAUAUAGGGCCUUCUGACAAAGCUUUGGGUAACACCCUGGUGUUUUAAUGCACCAGGAGUACAGUGUGCUUGAUUACAAAGAGAAAGUGGUUGAUGGUUUCUAUGAUGUGUAUGGGCCUUCCACAAAUUCAGCACUCCAAGGAAAAAUGCUAUCUCUUGCAGAUCUUGAGACAAAUCUUGGGAAUUAUGGCUUUGAAGUUGUGAUUGUCAAUCGAACAAUUGACCCUGUCUUAGAAGAAUUGAUGCAAAUUGCACAUUGUAUUGCAUUAGAUUGCCCGGUUAGUAACGUUAGUGUUUUAGUCCAAAAGCUUGCUGAAUUUGUUACAGGCCAUAUGGGUGGACCCGUUAAGGAUGCUAAUAUAAUGUUGGCAAGGGAUUUUUUGGUUGAUCUCAUGGCAGCUCCUGGGACACUUAUAGCUGCUGAUAUUUUCAGUGCAAAGGAUACCGCUUUGAAGUCAUAUAAUCCAUCACUAAGCAAAAUCCUGACUAUUCAGUUUUCUGAUGAUGUUGGAGGUGUUCACCCGAGAGCCAAAUUAAAUGGUCCAAGUGGUGACUCUGCUGUUGUCACUUCCAUAAUAUCUAACAAAAUGUCCCCUAAUCAGUUGGAUCAUCUUCCUUCUACUGUAAUCGGAGCUUCACUUUAUAAAGGAAGUCGUGGGACCAAUCCUACAGUUGACAGUGCAAGGAUGAACCUCAAUGUGGUUCCAUACAGUCAGAGUAGUAAGGAUGACUCGAAAAACCUUUUUGCAGAUCUUAAUCCUUUCCACAUAAAAGGGACAGAUAAAACUUACCUGCAGAACAAAUCUACCGAGAGCAAAGUUGAUGACCUUCAAAGACAAAAAAUGAAUAUUGUCACCCGUCGCCCCCCUGUCCCAUUACGGAACAAUCAGCCCACUUACAAUGAGAUCCCUAAGAAAAAGGAGUACAAUUAUGUGGAUGGUCUAUUUCCCAAAAUCAAUGGUGAGUCUUAUGAGUUCCAUCAAUCAGCAUCAGCUUCAACCAGCUCAACAAAAUCUGAGAAGGUCCAUCCUCAUGGUUUCAAGUUAUCGAGUGAUUCCAAUCUCCCCAAUAAUGAUUAUAAAUCUAGGGAUCGUUUGUCUGACAUGGGACAAUCUUUGACUUCUACUACUGGUCAGUUCAAUAAUGCACCAAUGGUUCAGGAUGUGAGCACUAACUUUAAUGAAGAAAAAUCCAAUGGAUGGCAGGAUGUGCAAAAUAACACUUUGGAUAUGGUUAAAGAUCAGGAAAGUAAUGAAGUCGGUUUACAUGAUCACAGAAAAGCCAAACCUGAUAGAUGUAUGGGGAAAAAUCUGAAAUUGAAGAAUCCUGAAAGUCCUAGGUCACCGGUUGAUUGCAUAACAGAGAAGGUUGAUCAACUCUUUGAUGAUGUAGAUGUGGGUGAUUUUGAAAUUGCAUGGGAAGACUUUGUUGGAGCUAUGGCAUGAAAGCUGAAAAAAAAAAAUGAAAUGAUGCUGCAACAUGACUGCACAGUAACAGCAAAUGACAGCAGCAUGGAGCUUCACAUGGGCUACAAGAAAUGGUAGUAGACUUCAUCAUUUUAGGAAGUUAAUAAUUAUUGUAUUAGGUA
Messenger RNA from Rubroshorea leprosula, 1622 nucleotides. NCBI's taxonomy places the organism in Eukaryota, Viridiplantae, Streptophyta, Magnoliopsida, Malvales, Dipterocarpaceae. The record is from the annotation of a GenBank genome assembly.